Messenger RNA from Bursaphelenchus okinawaensis, 727 nucleotides. The record is from the annotation of a GenBank genome assembly. NCBI's taxonomy places the organism in Eukaryota, Metazoa, Nematoda, Chromadorea, Rhabditida, Aphelenchoididae.
AUGCCGUUAUCUACAAAACGAAGCAAGGUAAGUUUUUGUUUCUUAUAGACUUGUUUAAUAAUUGGUUUCAUUAAUUGUUGAAGUUAUAGAAUGUCAAACAGACUGGUCUCAAGAUGUCUAAAAAGAAGGCAGUUCAGUUCAAAAAAUCUGCCAAACCAGCCAAAAAGAAUGUUGACGUGGAAAUGGUGGAAGACUACAUUCAAGAAAUGGAAAUUGUAAGCAUAAAUUAUUUUAUAGUUCUCCUCAGUAAUUAUCAUGCUUUUCUAUAAUGUAAUUCAAUGUUUUUACAAUUUACAAAAUGGUCCGAAAUAAUCUUUGUCUUUAGGACAUUCCAAAGACCACAAAGCCUAAAACAGACAAAACCACCAAGAAGAGGGUGAUGAGACAAGAACGGAAAGACAAAAUGAGGAGUUUCUUGAAGAAGAAGAUUCAGAAGACAAAAGCCACCAAUCCGGACAAUAUGGAAGCCGCGGCAUCAGAAGCAUCUGAAGAAGUACCAGAAAAGACAAAACCGAAAGUAAACGAAAACCGGCUAAAGAAGGCUGACCUGCCGAUUGUGUUGAAUGCCAAAGACAAGAAACGACUGGCAGCCAUACAGAAAGAAUCCAAGUCUACGGGCAUGGUGUCGGCCAGAAGAAUAUCCAAGAAGAAGGCAAAGAAGAUAUUCCAGGCCCAGAAUCGAGCAGCCAGAGAGAAGGAGCGUCUCGAGAAGGGAAUGGAGCUCUAA